AAACGCGGGUUGUUGCAUGGGAACGUUACUCCCCGUUUCAGGUGAGCUGUUGUGUUGUGUUUAGGACCUUCUGAGAAUACCCAUCAAAGUGAAAUAUAUUGUCUUUGACGGUGAAAAAGAUGAAACUUUUGUGUUUUAUGCUUGCAAUUAGGCUAAGUAUGCAACUAGUUUAGUUUUAGUAACUUUCUUUCACUGUGAAUUAAUUGCACGACCAAGCCAAUUUUUCCACAUUACUAUGACCGGUAAUCUUCCAUUAUGUGCAUAAGCAAUCGCUUGUCAUCCAUCAGUCGCCGUGACAAUCAACAGACACUUCACAGUUGUAACUGUGUAUCUAGAAAUUCCUAGAUGUUUCUGGCGCAACUUCUAGUGGGCCCUGAUUGGAUAAGAUGCUUCUCAGUGUUUUCAGAGCCUUUCUUGUCUUUUUGUCGAGGAGUUUUCUGGAUCUUCUCAGCAGUCAUGUGAGUGUGUUUUGGGUGGGAGUGCGGAUCUUCCCCACAUUCACACCCCCAAAAGCCCUGGUACGGCCGAGAGUGGGUAGAGUCCGCUCACUCUCUCGAAAUGCUCUCACAUGGCCACGCGUAUAUAGCCUCUGCCAGGGAAGUCCUACUCACUGCCUUCUCGUGGCGGGGGUGUUGUUCACGAAAUUGAGAGGAUGAAAAGCGAAUGUCUGGCGCUUUUACCGGGUUGGUGGACAUGGAGAGUCCACCUAGGGGAGUUGGAAAGCCCUGAUUCGAAACCAAUGGUGCACAUGGGCUCGAGUAUUUUGAGGGAACAAAUGGCGUGUAAACCAAUCGUUGGUCUCCGGCUACCAUGGGACUGCAUCUCCUGACGUUGCCCCACCGCCGUGUGGAUCAGACCUUCAGGUCGAAGGCUCGGGGAGUGGCCCCCUAAGGAAACCACCUGCUUCGGUUUAAGCAUCCGGGCAGUAUCACAGCCCUCACACAAAUCAAGUGAGAUUUGUGUGGCGCACAUGUAUUUGGUGCCUCCUUUCACCAAUAUCUAUGUUCAAAUAAUAAUAAUAAUUCAACCGUACCAGAGCAUUUGGAAGCAGCGUAACUAGCCUUAUCACUAAACGUUGUGGUUCAGAGCAGUGUACAUAAACCUGUACUCGUUAAGUGGUUUGAAUCUAUAUUAAUUUUCUGCACAAGUACGUUACAGUUCGAUAAUAAAAGGAAUAUAUUAUGCUUACGUAUUAGUCUAUAUUUUUUAUGUACAGUAAAAUGAGUCAUUCGAAGUUGUUUUUCAUGUGACAUUUACAUUAUCGCUACUCACUUCAGAAGUUAUGAUAUCAUUGAGGAGAACGUUAACACAACACUCAAGACCACUGAAAUGGAAUGUAUCCACCUAGUCUCAGUGUUGGUUUAAGUGGCUAGGACAGUAUUCACUUCCAAUAUUUCUGUUAGUGACGUAACUACUACCGAACUAUUUCAUACGGAAAUUCACAAAAUUAUCAUGACUAAGAAAAUUCAUGUAUUCAUCUAAUUUUGUGCUUAUGUAUACUACUGACCUAUAUUUUUAGUGUGAACAACCUGUAGAUCUUAUUGUUUUAAGAAUAAAGAGCUAUAUUGAGUGUUAAAACGUAUUUUGUUAUUUAAAAAAAUAGGUAUGCCAUUUUAUUUGACAGAUUUCGAACCUUCUACGAAGUUUUUAAUCAUCCUUAUCCUAUCACUUACACCUCAGUCAGCUUAUGCUCAAAUUGAUGGAAUCUACUGUGGUGAAGAAACCUGUUAUGAUGUUUUACAGGUUACCCGAGAUGAUGAUAAGAAUAGAAUUCGUAAAGCAUAUCAUGAAAUGGCAAGAAAACAUCAUCCAGAUAGACAGAAAACAUCUGAGGAUAAAAUAAAAGCGGAAGAACGCUUCCGUUUAAUCAACACUGCCUAUGAGAUUCUUAGUGAUCCAGAACAACGAACAGAAUACGAUUAUAUGCUUGAUAAUCCAGAUCAAAUGUACUAUCAUUACUAUCGGUAUUAUCGACGUCGUGUUUCGACAAAAGUUGAUGUUCGAUUAGUAAUUAUAUCAAUUCUUCUUAUUAUAUCAUCGAUACAAUAUGCUGGUCAAUGGACAAGUUAUAAUCAUGCAUUAACUUAUUUACUAAAAGAUCCAAAGCAUCGUGCCAAAGCAAAACAGAUAGCUAUUGCUGAUGGUCGUUUAAAUAUAUCCAAAUAUGAAGUUGGCAGACGUUUAACACGUGAUGAACUGAAAGAACGUGAGGAACAACUACUUCGGGAUAUAUUAAAGGAGACUGUUGAACUUCGGUAAAUAAAUUGAAAGUGGUUAGUUUUCAUUGUAUCUAAUGCACUUUUGGAUGCUUCGCUUUUUCUUUUUUCUUGUUUCUUGGAUUCGUAACGGUUGUUUUGCAGGUAUUUUCUUCUUUCCAUGCGUAAUACGUAUCACUUUUAAUGGGUUUCAAUAUAUGUAUGUUUGUAUUCAUAUUUUGCACAAAUUCCUAUCUUUUUUCGUGUUUUUUAUUCCCAUCAUGCACUUGGUGGUAGUGGUUGUAUACAAGUGGUCAAGUGAGAGUAUUUUGAGAGGGAGAGCGGACUCCCCACCCUUGGCCGUACCACGACAUUUGGCGACAGCAAUAAUACAACCCUGUAUCACAACCCAUGCGAGUACAUUUUCGAUGUCCGCGAUAAACAAGAAAGUUUAUAAAUAUUUUCCUUUAGCAUCUGAGAAAUAUAUUUGUAAUCUGUUGUAAUAUUACACCAAACAGGCUUGAUACGAAAUGAAGCUGUCUAUUUCUGGAUCCGUGUUUUUCUAUUAUUUUUAACCGAAUCUAUCUGGCGAAGCUAAUGAAGGACUUUUACCAUUGACUUGAUUGAAAAUUACAGUUUCUGAUAACAAUAGUUAGUUUAAGUGUAACCCCACAAAUUAACAAAUCAUUUCCAUAUAUUUCCAUCUCAAUGAUCAACAUUCUUGGCUGACGUACGCGAUUUGCAUAAAGUAAACUUCAUAAUAAUGAUACACUUGACACAGGUAAAUUCGAUAGAAGAUAAUGACAUUGGUUUGAUGAAAAUAGUGACUAUGUUGACAAUAGAUAAUUAAAUUUUGAAUAUUUAAUGUUCAGAAUCUCAAGAUAAAGAUGCUAUUAUAUUUUAGUGUUUGAAAAUUAGUGAUCUGAACACUUAUAGGAUAUUUUGAGGAGCAAGUAGACUGAUAUUGGCAGCUCAACUUAUGCAGUGCCUCAGAUUAAAAAUUUUCCACCUAUUAUCUGCAACUAUCCAAAAAUCCAUAAACCAAAUAUCCUUCUAUGGUUUAUAUGUUUAAUAAUUAAUUUCAGUUUUUUAUCAGAUAACUCAUUAGUUAGCAGAGAAAUUAAAGCUUAUCACGGACUGAAGAAAGAACAUUUUAAUCUUUGAGAGAGAGAGAGAGAGAGCUGUAUUUUAACACUUGUUAAACCUCAUAUCAGUGAGAUUUUAUUGUGAAAUGAAGGUUUGUAGCUUGUUUGCUCCCUUUGAAUUGAAUGUAGUUUAAAUGUGCAGGGUUGUAGCGUGGCGUCGAGUCAUCGUUGACUAUGAUCACCCACUGCACUGAAAUUACUUCGUAGAUGAAAAACUAGAAGGCGGUUGACGGUUGUAAUAAUAUAUAUUUGUUGGUAAUCUUGUGGUAUCGAAAGAAUACCGAGAUCAUACCAAACAGUACAAGUUGAACUACUGAACAUAACCGAGAGCGUUCAAGGUCAUAGUCAACGAAAGAAAGUAUGUUUUUAGUACAGUUAAACAAACAAAUACAGUAAAACAAUCACUGGUACAAUUUGGUUAUAAUAAUAAGUGUUUCCAUUAUACCAAUCGUGUUCUCUUGAUAAAAGUAGGUAGCUUGUUUGCUCUCUCUGAGUUGAAUGUGGUUUAAAUGUAUUAAGAUGACAAUUAACUGAUAAAAGCUUACUAGUUAGUGAUCAUAAAUAAAAUUCUCUUUACACAUUUAAACAAAUGCAUAAAAUUCAUAUUGUUUUGUAUGGAGAUAUGGCGAGUAAUUGCUUAAUCGUUUGGAAUGCAAAUAUCAUAUGAAAUUGACUUCUUUUUUUUUUAAAAAAUCGUGUGUACUAUUCGUUCACAUCUUAAGAAGAAUUAAAUAUAACUCAGUUCAAUUUAGAAAAAUCUGACCGUUAAUCUAACUGUAACGAUGGUGUAUUCCUAAAUCAUAUUUAAUUAAUUUUUGGAGUCCAAUCGAUUCUUAUCACCAGUUUUUGGUUUUGUUUUGAUUUUACACUUUGAACUUUUUCUCUUUUACUCAAGUUGCAUUAUCGAUUCAACCUGAGGUUAUUUAAAAUUAUUAAGAAAUCGGAUUUAGCGUUCAAUUAAUAGAUUUAUCAAUAUUCAAUUUCCAUAUAUAUAUAUAAAGUAAUAAUGAUCAUUGAUUAUUAAUCUUAUGAAACUUGACCAAAUAACAUGAAUUUAAGUUCAUUCAAUUAUUAUCGCCGUAAUAGAUAUUAUCUUCUAGAAAAGAUUAUCAAUUAGCCGUAGUCAAUUUAAGACCUUAAUGCAGUCCAGAUGGCCACACGUUACUUCAUCCAAGCAAAGGACUAAUGUCCUCAACAGCAAUAAAAAUCUCCAAAUAUAAGAAAUAUACCAUCUUAAAGAAGCAUAAGAUGAAGUAAUAAAAAGAGUGGAAAAUGGAAUAAUACAUAAUCUAAAGAUUAAUAAAUACUACUACAUCUUCAUGUUUUCUUCAUGUCACCCAAUAUAUCUAAUCAUAGAUAAUGACAACAAGGAUGUAUACAUGGCUCAAUUCAACAGUUAAAGUUCUCAUGGAUUGCCUCAUGUGUCCAAUUCUAAUAUUUCCUCAACUGUCUAUUAAUAGUAACAUGACACGUCAAAGUAGUAGGUGGAUGGACUUAUGUAACAAAUAUUACCUAACUACUUUAGUCAGCGAAAGUUUUUAACUUCUUCAAUCGACUCUGUCCUUUGAACUAGUAUCCCCUACAUGUAACUAUAGUAAUGCUCACUUACGAAUAAUAUCUCAAAGAUACCUAUGACCAGUUACUUAAAGCCCACUCAUGUUUUCUCUUUUCAGGGCUCACAUUUUAUGUCACAGCAAAUUGCAUCGUACAUAAAAGUUAGUAAAAAGAUAGAAUAUGGUUAAGUAUAAAAUGUUCUAUUUUUACAUCCACACAUAUUUGAGGUACAAUGUUUUUCAUUCAUAACGUUCAAAUGCCGUGGUACGACCGAGAGUGUGAAGAGUUAGCUCUUCCUCUCCAAAUUCUCUCACAUGGCCACGCGUGUACAGCCUCUUCCAGGGACGUUCUACUCACUGCCUUCUCGUAUUUUAAUAAAUUAGAAUUUUAUUUUGCAGUGAUCUGAUUAGGAACCCCUUUAGUUCGACUCUUAUUUUAUCCAACAUCAGAUUUGAUGGUACAGGAGAUACAUAUUGUAUAUUUUAAAGUGUGAAUCUGUCGCUCAGUGGUUGUUAAGAUGAUUAGUUUUAAUCAUUAUUCUGAUAGUUAGUUUUCUUACCGUUUUGAUGAAAUGACCCAACGAAUUGAAACCUAUUAGUUUUCUAUUCUAGAUCUUCUGAUGUUCUAGUCAGUUUUUCGUUUCGUUUUUCAUUUAAUUUUCAAUGUUAUUUCCUCAUCGAAGCUUCAACAGCACGAUUAAGUGACUUCUCAAAUUUGACAAACCAAAACUCAAGACUGUCUGUAAAGAUGGCAAUAUAAUUACGGAACUAUAUAAGAUCUCUACAGUAUUUACUAAGCUCGUAGACGAUCAUAAAAAUGCUUAUUAAAAUGGAUAUAUGAAGUCAUAACAAUAUACGUUAUGUGACAGCUAAUAGCUGUGUCGAGAUCAUAAUGGCAGAUGAUGUCAAAAUGAGAAUAAAGAGAAUCAAAAUAUAGAAACUGUUAUCAUAAAGCAAAAUUCGAAAAUAUCUGUUGCAAUUAAAAUAAUAAAGUGAAUAUUGUCAACGUGUGUCCAUACUCACGAAUGUUAUGAUGACAUAUACGUCGCACCAUAUGCUCAAAAGUUAUCAGAAAUGGAACGGGUUACUGAAUAUUAAUAAGUAGUAUAGAGCAAUGCACAAAAGGAAGUAGAGUGAUAAAACAAACCUAACACUAUAUUUUUAUUGGUGAGCACAUUUUCCCCGUUAAAUUGGUCACUCAAAGGAGAGUUUCUUUUUUUUCUUUUGUAUUUCAUUUCAGAGGUGAUUGUUGUCGACCCAGCCUAAAACGUGUUCUACUGGUUAGAAUAUUGUUUUUCCCUUGGACUUGUUAUAUAUGGUUACGUUGGAUGCUUUAUUGGGUUGUAAAGUAUUGGAUACUUCGUAGGGAAUAUGACGAAGAGGCACGGAUAUUUAUCACUAGACGUCGGUUAAAAAUAAAUGAGAGUGAAUGGGAUUAUGCAGGCGAAGAACAACAAGCAAAGUAUUUAUCACAAAAACUUUGGAUUAAUGAGAAUUAUCAGGUUUGUAGUUUUUCCUAAUUCAAUGUGCUAUUGAUUUGUUACCUAAAUAAGUUGAAUGAGAAUUUUUGGUGUACAGUGUGUUGGACGAGUGUACGUUUUAUGUUCGUUAUCAUAAUCAGUGAACCGAUAGCUUAGUGGUCGAAACAGUCAGCUUCAAACUAGUAGUUCAUAAUGAGUCAAACAUCGGUACAUCUAUUCGAGUCAAUACACCAUAUAUCAAGACAGAUACUAGAGUAGUAAAAGUAGUAUCAUUAUGAGUGGGAAUUCGAACAAAAAGAAUGAAUUGCUGGAAUGGAAAACGAAAACGACAAUUCCAAAUCUCGUGAUCUAAUAUGGGACAGAAAAUGAAUACAUUUGUGCCAUCGCGAUCAAUUCUAAACUGUGUCAUCUAAAGUCCUCUAAUCACUCAUUGUAAUAAUUUCGCAGGCAUCAAUAUGGUAGUCUUCACCUACCAACACAUUCCAAUCUAGUAGUCACUAACUUCAUGGACUGAUGUCAUAUCUUGGUUUGGCAGCCCUUAGAUCACACACCUGUACCCCACUAUUCUCGUGUUUUGUUUUUUAUAGACAGACUGUAUUAUUGGUUGCUCCACACAAGACAUGUGACUAAAAAGCGAGUGUAUAGAUCUAUAUUUGGUAAAUGAUUUAUAUAGUUGUAGGCAUUCAGUGUGUUAAGCCCUUACCCUAGUCUCAAGUUUUCUAUCCAUGUGGAAGCAUUUAUUUUCCUGGAUUAUUGUCUAGCUCCAUAUUUUUUAAUCCAAUGGCCACUGAUCACUGUUCCGAUUGAGCUAAUUAAGCGGAGUAUCUAUUGAAUGGUUCCUAAUUUCCUUGUCGAACAAGAGAUGCACUGUGGUUAGUAAUGCAAGUGAGUAAUAGCUAUUGGUGAAGGUUUUUCGGAAGCAACUAAUGGGAAUUGAAAUUCAAUAGACACUUUAUAUCGCUUUUGCAGUGUUCGCGAAAGUAUUCAUGAUGCGCAGAAAUACUAAAAUAGACGUGCACACGAAGAUUACUAUCUUUUGUACAAGGAUAAUGUUUUUUGACAGGCUCUUUUCGUCACCCUAGCUUCCUGAUAAACUCACACUUGUUAAUCAACAGAUAAGAAAUAUUUAAUUCUGACCUGUCAAAUGUUUUUUGUCAUUGUCAAAAACCAAGAUGGACUUCUGUGUAAAAAGCCAGCGGAAAGUGUGCGUUUGGUUUUUCAUUAAUACGAGCAUAGUAGGUCAGUUGGCUACUUGUGUUAACAGUUGUGUUUUUCUACUUGUUUUAAGUUCUAGGAUAAGUCUCUUUGUAGUGAACUAGGUUCUCCUUAGAAGAGUUUAUUGAUGCGACUGGUCUUACUUACUUCUUGACAUGUUUCAUUCGUUGAUCAUUCAUUAUUUUUAGAACUAUUUCAUGGUUGACACGCAUAAUGUUCAGUCUUAGAAUGAAUAAAAACCGUCUAAUGCUAAAUUUUAUUACUAAUCACAUGUUUUAUUUAAACACAUUGGUACAAAGUGCCACCAAAAUGUAUAUGUACUACACGAAGUUGUUGACAUUCAAUUUUUGUGUACUGUCCGAGUUCCCGAACCAAAACGAGUGGUUUUCUUAGGAAGCCCACUCCCCGAGCCUUUGACCUAGAGGUCUAAUCCUUAAAUCAGUGAAGCAACGUUAGGAGAUGCAGUCCCAUGGAAGCAGGCGACUAACAAUAAGCUCAUACGCCAUUUUCCCUUCAAGAUUAUGGGGCUCAUGUGCACCAUUUGUUUCGAAUCAGAGUUUUGCAACUCCCCUAGGUGGAUUCUCUGUCCCCAACAACUCGGCUUAAGCUUGGAACAUCCGCUUUUCGUUCUUUCAAUAGUGUAAACUACACGCUGUCCAUGAGAAGGCAGUAAGUAAGUCUUCCCUGGUAGUGGCUGUAUAUGCGUGGUCAUGCUAGAGCAUUGUUAGAGGAGGAGCUGACUUUCCUCACCCGCAGUUUUACAUAGAUACAUAUUUAAAUCUUAAAAAAAUAAUUUUCUAUAUCUAUUUCAGAAAUUUCUUGCAGAUCAACAAGAAGCAAAUCGAAUUCGAGCAGCUGAAGAUACUGAUUUAAAACGUUAUAGACGAUACACAAAACGUGCUGGACCUGCCUCAGUGAAUCUUGAAGAUUUAUUUUAAAAUCCUCGCCAUUCAAACUGAAUAUUAAUUGUCCAAUGUCCUUGUUGAUCCUGCCAUAGUCCCGUUCUAUGUAUUAUAUAUAUCGAGUGGCCGAUCAUUUGUUAUUCUGUAUAUCUAUAGUACACAGUUUUCUUUCACCAGGUUGUUUUGUGUAUACAUAAAAGAGCAGUAGGUGAUUUUCAUUCCAUACUCUUAAUCAUGCUCUCCUUCUUCUCCACAGUCGAAAUCUUUUAUUACCCUACCCGUAUUUUGUUUUAUUUGAUAAAACCACCGAGCUUAAUUUCUAAAAAAAAUUACGUAUGACUUGUGAACUCAGCCGUAGGUUCAUUUCUUAUCAAACUUAUGCUCUGUCUCUCACUAUGUCAUGUAUGUGCCUUAAAUUUUGAUUUACUAUUGGACUUUUUCAAUCCUACAAUUAGUAAUUAUGGUUUGUAUUGUUUAAUCAAAGUUUGUAUAAAUAAAUUACUAUUUAGCAGAUUUAUACAUUUUCUAUUUUUAGUGGAAUUGGUUUAUUGUCUUUUAUGAGCAUAUGCUUCCCAUCGUAAUUUGUCAUGGAUGUAAAUCAAUGUGUUUUGUUGCUUCUCACGAUUAUUGUCUUAUCUUUUCAGUGUUAUAACUAGUUUUUUUUUUCUUAAAUAAAUUUAUAACUGGGAUUCUGUACUAUGCUAGUUAUGAUGAUUCUACAAAGUAACAUGAAUAAUACUAAUUCAAAUGAGUAUUUAUAAUACAAGAUAAGUGAAAUCGGUUCUCUAAAAUAUUAUCGAUCGAAAGUAUUUCUCUGCUGACUUUAGUUAGUGAAUUACUUCUGGAAUUCGGAGGAAAUAAACGUUAAUUAUAUGUUUACAAUUUAAGCGAUGCUUAUUUUCAGGCGAAUUUCGACUCAUCCUCCAAGCACUUAGCUUUAAGCUAUACUCGAUGUGUGAAGGCUAGUAAUACUCUCAAAUUUCCCAAAUGAAAGCAGGUAAAGUGAGAUUCUAACUUUGGACUUAGUAGCUGAAAGUCGAAAGCCUUAACCAUUACUACACCGCUCCACUAUUUAGUCAAUCCUGUGUUGAAAAUAGUGACAUUAAAGUAGAGAUUUAAAUUAGCCAACCACUAUCGAAAUAGAACAUGGUACAAGUAUACAUCAGCUCACAUUGUUAAACCUUAUAACACCAUAACACGCGAAAAUUUAGAAAAGUGAAUGUUGUAACGUGUGGAUUGCAGGUUUUGAUAAGCAGCGUAUUUAUCGAUCGAAUCAGUGACACGUAAGGACGACCUAGAGUCUCUAUUGGCCCCGCUUCCCUGUCUAGCCCAGCCAGUUGAGUCUAGAACGCAAGUCGGUAAGAGUAGAGGAUAUUAAUAGGUUACUAGUAUUCGAUUAUAGGUGUCUUCGGAACAUUGCUCGUAUAUCCUGGUACCGUCGAGUGAGUAACGCAGUUGUUAGGAAAUGGGUACUAGGUAAGGAUGGAAAAUCAACUGAUGAAGUAGUGAAACUUCAUCAGUUGAGAUGACUGGGACACGCGUUACGUAUGCCCAACGACCGACUGCCUCGACGUGCUAUGUUCAGUGGUAUAGGAGUAGGUUGGAAGAAAGCUAGAGGCGGCCAAACCAAAACAUGGCACAAGUCCAUGAAGUCACUGACAAGUGGACUGAGUUAUGUUGGUAGGUGUAGACUACCUGGUUGAGGACCACGAGAUGAUAGUAACCGAUGGUUAGAGACCCUGAAUGACAUGGCUCAAAAUCGUUUGCAAUGUCGCAAGUACAUCCACUCUUCAUGCUCUCCCAAAUUCUAAUCUUCUGAAUUCUUCAUGUCCUUUUUUUU
Molecule: messenger RNA, 10331 nt
Organism: Schistosoma haematobium
Lineage: Eukaryota; Metazoa; Platyhelminthes; Trematoda; Strigeidida; Schistosomatidae
Gene: DNAJC25
Product: DnaJ sub C member 25
Exons: 4
Coding region: 1606-2259 (217 amino acids)
Biological process (GO): protein folding
Cellular component (GO): endoplasmic reticulum membrane
Source: RefSeq, a predicted model, not a curated record